AUGGAAUCCGCCAAGCCCAUCACGCUGAAAUGCGGACUCACGCUUCCCAACCGCACAGUCAAGGCCGCCAUGGUCGAGAAUCUGGCGCGCGCGCCGCACUUCCUCCCCAACGAGCAGCUGCUGUCCCUGUACCGGCUGUGGGCGGACGGCGGCUGGGGGAUGAUCAUGACAGGCAACGUGCAAGUCGACACGAUGCACUCUGGUGGGCCGGGCGACGUGGGCGUGGACGCGGGGCUCUCCGACGCGGAGCUAGUGGCAGCCUUCGGGGCGUGGGCGCAGUCGUGCGGCACGUCGGCGGCGUCGGUGGUGCAGCUCAGCCACCCGGGGCGGCAGUCGCCGGCAGGGGCGGGCAAGCGCGGGCUGUUCGCUAAGACGGUGGCGCCGUCGGCGGUGCCGCUGCGGCUCGGGACGGGCAUCGUGGCGCGCGUGGGCGGGGCCAUCGUGUUCGGGACGCCGCGGGCCAUGACGCUCGACGACAUCGCGGCCGUGGUGGCGCAGUUCGCCCGCGGCGCGCGCAUCUGCGCCGAGGCCGGCUUUGCCGGCGUAGAGAUCCACGGCGCACACGGUUAUUUGCUCGCGCAGUUUCUUUCCGAGUCGGCGAACCGCCGCACCGACGCGUACGGCGGCAGCCCCGAGGCGAGGGCCAAGUUUGUUGUUGAUAUUGUGCGCGCCGUGCGCGAGGCCACGGCUUUCCGCAAGGGAUUUUGUGUCGGAAUUAAGUUGAACAGCGUCGACCACCAGUCCGCGGCCGCCCUGAGCGACUGCGUCAAGCAGCUGCGCCUCAUCGAGCAAGCCGGCGUCGACUUUAUCGAGAUUAGCGGCGGCACAUAUGAGGAUCCUCAGAUGAUCCUCGGACGGCAGCCGACGGAGAAGAAGUCGGCGCGGACAGUCGCGCGCGAGGCCUUCUUCCUCGAGUUCGCGCGCGCCAUCCGGUCCGAGUUCCCCGAUACGCCGCUGAUGGUCACGGGCGGGUUCCGGACGCGCACGGGGGUCGAAGCAGCAGUGGCGAGCGGCGACUGCGAGCUGGUCGGUAUUGCCCGGCCGGCCGUCAUGAACCCGGCGCUCCCCAGCAACACGCUGUUCAACCCCGAAGUCAGCGACGCCGACGCCACGCUUUUUUCGAAGAAGAUCGAGCCGCCAUGGCUCGCCAAGAAGCUUGGGAUCAUGGGCAUUGGCGCCGGUUUCGAGACGAUAUGGUAUAAUGGCGAAAUGAAGAGACUGGUAACAGCAAAGAAGUAA
This is a messenger RNA of Lasiosphaeria miniovina, 1239 nucleotides long. Its product is annotated as NADPH dehydrogenase. The coding region runs from base 1 to 1239 and encodes 412 amino acids. Lineage: Eukaryota; Fungi; Ascomycota; Sordariomycetes; Sordariales; Lasiosphaeriaceae. Gene Ontology annotation, molecular function: FMN binding; oxidoreductase activity. The record is from RefSeq and is a predicted model, not a curated record. The transcript is spliced from 4 exons.